Molecule: messenger RNA, 1205 nt
Organism: Charadrius vociferus (killdeer)
Lineage: Eukaryota; Metazoa; Chordata; Aves; Charadriiformes; Charadriidae
Gene: CHMP5
Product: charged multivesicular body protein 5
Exons: 9
Coding region: 1-654 (217 amino acids)
Biological process (GO): vesicle budding from membrane; late endosome to vacuole transport via multivesicular body sorting pathway
Cellular component (GO): multivesicular body
Source: RefSeq, a predicted model, not a curated record
AUGGCUGGUUACUAUCGAGUUUGCUGGCUGGCUGUGUGGAACUGCUGUGUUGUGGCUCCCUUUGUGGAUAGCAGAGCUGAGUCAAUUGACAAGAAAAUCGCUAGGCUUGAUGCAGAACUAGUGAAAUAUAAGGAUCAAAUGAAGAAGAUGAGAGAGGGGCCUGCAAAGAAUACAGUAAAGCAGAAAGCAUUGAGAGUGUUGAAGCAGAAGCGAAUGUAUGAACAACAGCGGGAUAAUCUAUCACAGCAGUCUUUUAAUAUGGAACAAGCUAAUUACACUAUUCAGGCACUGAAGGAUACAAAGACAACGGUUGAUGCAAUGAAACUGGGGGUGAAAGAAAUGAAGAAAGCUUACAAGCAAGUCAAAAUUGAUCAAAUUGAGGACAUACAAGAUCAGUUAGAGGAUAUGAUGGAAGAAGCCAAUGAAGUCCAGGAAGCACUGAGUCGUAGCUACGGAACACCAGAAAUUGAUGAAGAUGACUUGGAAGCAGAACUGGAUGCGUUAGGUGAUGAGCUUUUAGCUGAUGAAGACAAUUCCUACUUAGAUGAAGCCGCAUCUGCUCCAGCAAUCCCAGAGGUCACUCCUACUGACACGAAAAACAAAGAUGGCGUAUUGGUGGAUGAAUUUGGAUUGCCAAAGAUCCCAGCAACAUAAAUGUUUCAAAAGCACAACGGAUAUAAUGAACUCUACAAAUCAAAUUAAGAUUUUCUUUUUUAUUAUUAUUUUAAAUCCUGGAGAACUUGUCCUUCCAGUGUAACCUUACUAUCACUACAUCCUAGAAUGCAGUAUGAAUGGCUGGUGGUGUUCUUUCUUUGAAGAAAGUUGUUCUACUACUGACUUUUCUAUUAAUGGAAAAUUCGGCGCGGUUCCCUUCAGUGGAAGCAGCCGUUCUCGUAGGUUUUGGUUUCCCUGUCUUACGGACAAAGUCGUACGUGGAGAGUAGUGGUGGCCGUCGGUAGCUGAGGUUUAUUUUGACUUUGUAUUACGUUUCUCUUUCUCGGAACUUAAGCCUUGCUGCUUACCCUGUGUACAACAGCUCCCUUGUCACCACGCUGCUUCGAUAAAAGAACUGAAAGCGAUUUUUAAACUACUGCGGUGCAGAGACUUCCGUGCUGUUGUACUUGUAACCUUCUUAAACGCUCUCAUAAAUCGGGUUACCGUCACCGUGAUGUAUUCUGUGGAGGCAUAAAAUCACGUAGAUCAGC